GUGAAGGUGGCUGCUGCUUGAUCAAGGGUCGCUUUGAAGGAAGCAAACCUUCCGUGAGUAGAUUGAGCACCCAAUUAUCAUGGGACAGUUGGCUGCAGACAAGGAUCACAAUGACGAGAACGAAGAUGGCGGGAAAGAGGGCAAGGAAGCGUUGGCCCGUAUCCUAGAACUCACUCCCGCGCUGACUCAACUCCCAGCCAAGUCCACCGACAUCGAUGGCUGCGGGGGAUGGGGUGGCCAAGAGGCUCAGCAACUGGAAGCUGUCGUGGAUUCCGUAGACACAAUCAAAGGGCUCUUCCAUCACAUCUCCAGCCUCGCCAAUGAUGUGUAUGGCACACAGAAGAAAUCGCAGUCGACCAUAUCAUCCGACCCUUCCCCAGACCUCGCGGCCGAUUCAUCGUCCGAAUUUGACACGCGUGUGUCGGCGUAUCUUCAAAAUGUCCAAGCCUUGAAUGCCAUAACGAAGAAGGAAAAACACAACUACGAGCAACGCCUCGUCGCUGUGCGGAAUGCGACCAAGAGCCAACGCAAGGUGAGUCCGCCGCCGCUGCCGCUGCCCACUCAAAACUGCAUGAUACUGGGUUGGGACAUGGCGAUUCAAUUGAUGAAAGCCACUCGGAAGGAAGGCAACGGGGACACAUACCUGCACGCGCUCCAGACCAUUCAAGAGCACAUGUCGACUCUCAAACCACUGGCGUACUUGGACGGCAUGUACGUUAGUCCGAGCGCAAGCCAGUCGUUCGACCUUCUCUGCGACUUUCUCAUCCAAGCCGCAGUGGUCAUUCCUGGCCGCGAUGUCACGGUUGAGGAGGAAAUCGCGCGGCAGUCCAUCUCAGUUCUCUGCGAUUUGGCCCUCGCCCGAGGGUCCCUGUCGUACUUGUUGUCGUGUGUGCUAUGGAUGCUGUCUAGUCGUACAGAAACGCCUCUGCACUUGAAUGCGCUGCUGACCAAAGUUGCUGCGAUCAAGGAGCAAUCGUUGUACGGGAUUUGCGAAGCAUCGGGGGAGCUGUACUGUUGCGGUCAGAACUCGUACGGCGAGCUAGGGGUCGGCGACGACAUCGAGCGCCACCAGUUGACGUUUGUCCCAUUUGGCGGGUGGGACGACGUCAAGCAAGUCGUAAGUGGUAACGAGAUCCUCGCGAUGCUGACCAACAGCGGCGUGGUGCUCACCGCGGGCCUCAACAAGAGCGGACAGUGCGGCCACGGCCACUUUGACGAGCGCGUGAUGCUGCUGCGGCCAGUGGAAGCGCUGCGGUCCCAGAAGGUCACGUACAUCGCCGCGAGCAACGGCUGCGAGCACAUGAUCGCCGUCACGGACACGGGGCUCGCGUAUUCGUGGGGGUACAACGACCGCGGCCAGCUUGGCCACGAGAACAUUACGACCAAGAUCCACCAGCCCAAGCUUAUCGAAAGCAUCCGCGACAAGAAGAUCGUGUUUGCCGCCGUGAGCUACCACCACAGCGCCAUUGUGACGGACAAGGGCGACCUGUACACGUUUGGCAUGAAUGACUGUGGCCAGCUGGGCCAAGACACGACCACACACGUGUCCGAGCCCCAGCACGUCAAAGCGCUCGAAGGGUAUAUUGUAUCGAUGGUCAGCUGCGGCUUGUACCACACUGUCGCAUGCACGUCCACGGGCGAGCUGUUUACGUUUGGCAAGAACGACUACGGUCAGUUGGGGGUAGGCCACAACCGCCAGAGCAAGACCCCGUGCUUGGUGGCGACCCCGAACGACCAUAUUUGCUUUGUCACGUGCGGGUACUACCACUCGGUGGCGGUGGCGACCAACGGGCGGUCGUUUUCGUUUGGGCGUAAUGACUACGGCCAGCUAGGCAUCGGCACCAAGGUGCAUCAGAGCGUGCCGCACCUGAUCACGGUCGGGCCUCGCAUCACGCGCGCCGCGUGCGGCUGCUACCACACCGUUCUCUUGUCCGAGCAAGGGCUCGUGUACACGUUUGGAAGGAACAACAAGGGCCAGCUGGGCAACCGCGGCAACACGGACUCGCUCUUGCCCGUGCCUCUGCAUGUCCGCCCCGAAAAGAGCGCGCGGCGGGUUCUGGACAUCGCGGCGGGAUUUUACACCACGUCGUUGAUUGUCGAGCGCAAGAAGGAUGGUGACGUGGCGACGGCCGACCAGAGCUUGGUGCUGCCUCUCUGCGGCCGCGUGGACAUUGACCGGAGCGGCGAGAUUGAAGGCUUGAGUAACUUUGGGAGCAUCAGCGCCGUGGGCGUGAGCUUGUAUCGCGGCAAGUGGUUCUACGAAGUCGAGGUCGUCACGUCCGGGCUGAUUCAAAUCGGAUGGAUCGACGGGUACUUUCAAGGGUCAUCCGACCAGGGUGAAGGCGUAGGCGACCACGCGCACUCGUGGUCCUACGAUGGCAACCGGCAGAGACGGUGGAACUCGGGAUCGUCAGCGUACGGCGACAAGUGGAAAGCCGGCGACGUCAUCGGGUGUCUGCUCAACCUGGACGACCUCGAAAUGCGCUUCUUCCGUAACGGCGUAGACCUUGGCAUCGCGUAUGCGGACCUGGCGCUGAACGCAUCGGACGCUCGCGCCGGACUCAUGCCUGGAAUCAGCCUCGAGCGAGGCGAAAUCAUCCGCCUCAACCUCGGCCACCGCCCGUUUGCGUUUCCCGUCAACGGCAUCGACGGCAUCGCGCGAGCCAUCGUGUCGCCCUCGUCGCAAGUGGUGCUGCAGACCGUGGCAAUCGCGACGACGGCCACCGCCCCCGAGGCCCUAGAAGGAUCGGCGCGGAUUCUCAUGGGGGAUAAGCUGUUUGUGAUCGGCGGAAUGCUCUCAGGCCCUACAGGAAGCACUGGCGUGUCCACCAACAAGGUGUGGGUGUACUCUCAGUCGGAUAAGGCAUGGGGCCGGUGGAGCGACCUCCCCAUCGGGCUUCGGUACCACCAAGUGGUAGCCAUCGACGACCACACGCUGCUCGUGAUUGGCGGUGAGCACGACGGCCCCGUAUCUCGCCACCUCGACCUCUACCGCGUCUCGACGAUCGCCAACGCCGAUGGGUCCUUCCCGCCCUGGGAACUCGUCCAAGGCAACGCGGCGACGUCGGCUCUGCCACUUCCCCGCGCCCACCACGCGGCCGCCGCCAUUCGCAUUCGUCUGGAAACUCUCGUGCUCCUCUACGGUGGCAAAUCCAACGACGAUGCAUUACUAGGCGACACGUGGUUCCUCUCUCUGGAAGACUACUCGUGGGCCAAGCUGCCGUCAUCGGUGGCGCUGGAUCCAGGCCCGCGCUUUGGGUGCUCGUUAUGCGUGGUAGGGGAAAGCGUCUACAUCUUUGGGGGAUUGGACAAGGAAGACCGGUACCGUGCCGACCUAUGGCGGUACAACACGUUUGAUCGUGUGUGGCAUUUGUGUCACGACGAUUACAUUCACACUCCACGGCCAUCGUCAACCGACAAGGAAUUCAAUCCGCCAAUGCCGCCCCCCCGGACCUACUACAGCAUGGCGUCGGACCUCGGGCAUGUAUGGAUCUACGGGGGUGAGAACCGUAAAGGCGAUGUGCUCGGAGACCUCUGGGGAUUUUCCCUGACAAAGACCACAUGGACGCAAGUGGAAGUCACGACCGACGACGGCGUCAGUGGCGUGGGUCGUGCCGCGCUGUUCAUCGAAGCUGGCAGCGUGUGUGCGUUCGACCCGCUGCAGCCGUCGACGUGCUUGUUGUACGGAGGCCGGGCGAGUCGCAUUGCUGCUGGAGGAGCGACGACGAUGACGAAAUGGGAAACCACGAUCCGAUACCUGUCUCCCACGUCGAGUUCGAAGCUGCCGUCCUCGGGCAUGACCUCCUUGACAGCGUCGUCGUCAACGGCGUCGCUGGGCAAAGCGUCGACGGUGUUGGCGCACUUACGGUCCAAGCGCGCGCCGCUGCUGUGUCCGCCCACCGCAGGCGACACGGCGAUCUGUUUGUUGUCACAUUUGGACCGGUUGAUUGGCGGCGACGUCGCGCUCGUUGAGGCGGACUCGAUCCAGCCGUCUCGGUGCAGCUAUCGGUCGCUGUGCAUCGAUGCAAAGGAGUCGUCGUUUGCUGUGCUGCUGCAGCUUCUGUCGCGGCUGUCGACGUCGGUUUUGGCCCCCAACGUUGACUCGACCACGGACUUGUACCCGCUCGUGGUGGUGUUGCGGCUGGUGAAAUUCAACUUUUUUGAGCUGUCGACUUCGUGCAUGGACGUGGACGACAUGGGGUUUGCCGCGUCGUCGACGGAACGUGGCGGGACACUGUUCCAACUGCGCGAGCUGCUAUUUCAGCUCGCCGACGUGCCGUGGACGCCGACAGCGUCCGCCGAGGUCGACUGGUUUGGCCACGUCAUCCAGCGCGAGACGGUGGCGACAAUCAACGCGGGGUUCUCGGUCAUGUUUCCGUCGCUACUCGACCGCCUCGCGGUCCUCACAAGACUCCUGCACGACGACAAGAAGGUCUCCAACCUCCUCGUGCCGAUGCUCGUGCCGAACUUUGCCUCGGCCAAAGCACUUUUCGCACUAAUGUCUGAAGAAUCCACGCUCGUGGCCGAAGGCGACCGGUGUCACAACGUUGUGACGAUGUUCGCCGACAAGUUGCUGCAAUCUCUGUGGCUUAAGUCGACGUCGUUAGGGAUGCUCUCAGCCAAUGUGGACACGACCAUGGAGUUUCAGUGUUUGAACGUCCUCCUUCGAGCGACGGUAUUCUGGUCGUCCAUGAACCAAGGAUGGACCAUCGCCAAGCACAUCUGCAUCCGACUGGUGCACUAUAUGCAGCUUCUCCUGGACACCGCCGCCGCCGCGCCCUUGUCCCCCGUCGCUGUGGCGGCGUUGCUGUCGACCAGUUUCCCAGGCAAACUUCUGCCGUUCCUCCUCCUCAACAUGACCAGUUUACCGUCCAUUCAGCAGAACUUUUCGUCGGCGAUGGCGGACCUGUGGCCAAACUUGGAGAUGCUGCUGCAUAACAUCCACAUGUUCAUGGCAACAAGCGACGGAUCGGCCAAGUCGUUUGAAGGAAGCUCGUCGGGGUUGCCUGGUGGCACGACUGUGUCGACUCCUCUGCUAUCGUUGGACAACGACACGUUGUUGCAGCAUCCUGUAGUGCUCAGUGCUCGGAUGCAGGGCCUCUUGCAGAUUCCACCCACGACUGCACCCCGUGCGUCCAUGCCGGGUGCCGAGUUUGCUACCCGAUUCUGGGAAGUCAUCCGCACCACGAGCUCCGCAUUUCACCGGAUCAACGUCAUAUCAAGGGAUUACGACUUGUACCGAGUGGUGUUGGCUCCGUCUGCUGCCGCCGUGUUGCAGCAGCGGUCGCUCGUGGUGGGGUUCCGAGGGGGUACGGACGACCAUCUGGCCAAGACGCCGUACGACAGCGCCAAAGUCAGUUUGACCUUUUCAUGGGAUGUAUUGACCACGCACAUUCAAGCAGGCGCUUUGAGUUCCAAGUCCCCCUUCUCCACGAUGGCAUCGUCGUCGCCGACGACGUCCGCGCCUGCGACACUGGGUGGAGAUGGCGAUGGGGCGUGUAUCGAAUGGCUGCACGAUUUCCAGAACCUGCUGUCGUACCUGGGCAGUCAUUACGCGUCGUCGCUGAUUCUUGCGACAGAGUCGACAGCUGUACCGUCGGCCGGAUUGGAGCGAUGGCUGCAGUCGCCCUUGUUCCGAGGCGGGUUGGAGGAGGAGCAGCCAUCGUCCCCUACAACAGACAGCGACGACCACCCUAAAGCAACCCGCAACGCACACAUUUUACAGCAAAUACUGGACAACGAAGGGGCCGGGGCGAAACUCGUGGAGAAGGUCAAGACGGCGCUCGAUCCGGACGCGGCCUCGGCGCACGCGAACCCCAAGCUCCGUGCAGCAUCAACUCGCAUGAAACGCAUCGAUAGUGUCGAGCGGACGCUGGAGAAGAGCGGGGGCUUCGAAGCGGUGGACCGAGCGGUGCGCUCGACGUUUGCCGUUCUCCUCAAGCACACACAUGUAGCGUACACGAGUAACCCUGUGACACGGGAUGGCAUGCCCGGGGAGGCCCUUCUCGACGCCUGGAGAGCCGCGCUGCAGCUUCGACGAUGGAUUGUACGAGAGCAACAAAAGCUGGCCGUGAGUUCGAGCGACGGCAAAGUGAACGACGACGAAGACAACGAGUUGGCCAAGGAGCGUCAACAGUCGCUAUACAAGCAAGUGUGCGACCCAAUCGUUGCGCGCGCUCGGCUUUUGCUGCAGCUCGCGGCGGUGCCAGUGCUGACGACCCAGGAAGAUGCUAGCCAUUCCCCGUUCAAGAUCCUCCCUGGCAUCUCCAACACCCCGUUUGAUUUUGCCAAGUUGUCGUCGUCGACGGUGGCGCGCGUGGCGCCGGAAGAUGGAGCCGGCCACCAAGGAUGGCUGCAACAACUCAAUCGGCUCAUGGAAACAAAGUCCAUGGACACGAUCGAAGAAGAAGAUGAAAGGAUUCAGACGGAUAUCUUUGCCUUUAUUCAGCAAACGUCCGACUCAAGUGUUGAAACGCCCAUGAAAGCCCUCCUCGAGGACCACCAACGUCGCGCGGGUCGACGACUGCAAGGCCUCGAGAUUUUCUUCACGUUGCUCAGCAGCACGGCGUCCAUCCCGGCCGCCCGAUUCCACAUUCUGCCCGUCCUCGCAAAGUCGUUUCGCGCCUCCCGCGGUGUGGCCGGCAGCGACAAAGUGCACUACUCGCACCAGUUGGAGUUGGCUGGCCGUUCGAAGAUCCAAGCGAUUGGUCGGCAGUUCUUUGCUCUCGUGUCGCACCUGCUGGAUCAUUCGUCGUCGCAUCUGUUAUCCCUGAAACAAAAGUACUGCAGCGGCAGCACGGACAAGUCCAACAAGCCCAGUGUCCAGACCAUGCACCAACACGUCCACGCCAUGCUGUUGGCGCUGGACGUGUGCAGCAUUCCGUACACCGCCGACGACUGGGUCCACUUGUCGGCCACGAGGCUGCCUUCGUUCUUGACCGAAACGACGAGUUGGGCGAGCUGGAAGCAAGUGUUUGCCAUCGAAGACGUUGACGAGGCCACGACCAUCAGCGAAUCCGCAUCCCACCAGAAGCCGCCGAUUCUGCCGGCGGGGGUCGGCUGGAGCGGACUGACCUUUUUGCACGGACAGUCGCUGGUCGUCGAGCCUGAAACGCACAUUGUCACCAGUGUCGCAAGACCUGUUCAAGCGGGAGACUCCGCCGUGGAUCCCAUCGUUGCCGACGACGCUGCCGGUGGGUUGGUGGUCGCGGCUCGACCGUUGGCCAAAGGUCGCUGGUACUGGGAAAUCGUGUGGCGGCACCAAGGCACGUUUCCCAUCUUUGUUGGCGUCUCAAACGGGUGUGCCAAUGUAAACCACGCGUUUGGCAGUACUCCCAGCGAUGACAGCAAUGGCACGGUGGGGGUGCUUCUAUGUAAGGACAAGCUGACGUAUCCUUCGUACCCGACGUUGUCGUCGUACCACGUAUGGGCGAGACUGCAGCCUAUCGGAGUGUUGUUGGACUGUGACGCCAAGACGCUCGACAUCUUCUGUGGGGUGAAACGGGUCCAGUCGUUGAAUUUGGCCCAUGUGACCACUGCCGCCUACUUUCCUGCCGUUGGCGUCGUGGACGGUGAAAUCCAAUGGGACAUGUACGCCCCUGUCCCCGCCCGCAUCUGGGCGACGCCCCCCAAGUUCACGUUUGUGUCUGGGGGGCUUGUGGCAGACUCGUUUGGCGGCAACGCGUUGAGUUGGAGCGGUCGUGUGAAAGGCCCAAAUGUCCAUCUCGCUGCGGAUUGUUCGACCCUCGUAGCCGGGGACUGUCUGCUCGCGACCCCCCAAAUAGAGACGGUUGUGACCAACAAGUCGUUUUUGGAUGGGCAAUUGUACGUGGAAUUGAGUGUGCUAGCGUCCCGCCAUUGUGCCCACUUUGUGCUGGGGGUGGUGGACUCGACGUUCGUCGCUGCAGACCAAACGAUCGAUGGAUUACACCUUGAGUAUGACGACAUUGAACAAGACCACGACGGACUCCUCGGAGUUCUCUUUGACUUUAGCGAAGGCAAACUCACCGUGUACCAGAAACGCAAAGAAGCCAUCGUGCACUCGGUCGACUUGUCGGGACUGACGCCGCCGUACGUGCCCGCCCUAUCGGUGUUGUGCAACGGAGCGAUUCUCUUUACCAACUUUCAUCCGCACGCGCGACCGCAGCUCCCCCCGUCGUCCAUUUACCCCCUCGCCAAGAGCUCCGUGGCAUCGUCGUCCGCGACGGAAAAACAAGUGGGCAAAGUGCUCGAGUUCCAAGUCCUCACGUGCGACGGCGGCGAAUUCAGCGCGUCGCACGCCGUGACCAACCUCCUCGUGGACGACUCCACCGUGUACAGCUCGGCCGGGUCGCAGAACAUUUCCCUGGUACUCAAGCACACGUCGGACACGCCGUUCUGCAUCACGUACGCCAUGGUCCGCGGUCCCGGAGCUGGCUACACGGCGCCGCUGCAGCACGCGGUGGUGUUCGUCAUGAGUGCGCCUCCGGAAUUGGACGAGUUGGAGCAGUACAACGGUCUGACGCCGGAAGAAUUUGCGGGACUGCCGACCGCCCCAACGGAUGCCCACGUUAAGCGCGACGAAAGCAUCCCCGUGUUGUACUUUGUUCUGGACGGCAAUUGCUCUUCCGUUUCGAAACGACUCACGAGUCCGGUCGCAGGACGUUAUGUCGUGGUGAAGCUGCUGCGCCCGACCAGCGGCGGCAACAUCGACGUGGGGUACCUUGGCUUCUGCGGUGCGUUCGACAAGGAAAAUGGACCUGCGUACAGCGACUUGUACUGGGACGACUACUUGUGCACGGAAUGCCACUUGUGUCCGAUUCCAGGCAUCUGCUACGUCAGCGACGAAGACGAUCAAGUCAAGAUGUGCUCGAGUUGUUACGAUGACCAGCGCGGCAGCUUGACUACAUCGUUUUACGCGUGCGUGCCGUCUGACGGCGAAGAUCGAGGCGACGCGUCCACGUCUGUACUUUGCGCACCACGGAAAGCAUGGAUCGAGUAUGUGCAGGCUUUGUACGAAUCGACGAAACCUUCGACUUCCAGCUUGGGCGAUCGCGGCGGUUCCGCCAGUCCCGCCAAAGCCUCGAUGCCAGACGACCUGUUUGACGACGUCGAGUUGUUUGCGUGCGGUCAAAACAACUAUGGCGAGCUGUGUCUUGGCCACUGCAAUUCCACAAGCAAAUUGGAGCACGUGCCGCUGUUCACGGCGAAAAGCGUCAAGCAAAUGACGGGCGGCAACGAAGUGCUUGCCGUGGUCAUGCGAGACGGCGGCGUGUACACGUGCGGACUUAACAAGAGUGGGCAGUGUGGUAACGGCACAUUUGAGGAGCGCGUGGUGCUGGCGACCCCCGUGCGUGCGCUCUCUGGCGUCCCCAUCGUCAUGGUGGCGGCCGCCAACGGGUGCGAGCACAUGAUCGCGGUGGCGCAGGAUGGGUCGGCGUACUCGUGGGGGUACAACGACCGAGGCCAGCUCGGCCUGGGCUCGACCAUCUCCAAGAGUCACACGCCCAAGCUGAUCGAGUCGCUCCAUGAAAAGUACGUGGUGGUGUCGGCGGGUGUGAGCUACCACCACAGCGCCGUCGUCACAAGCAACGGCGAGCUGUUGACGUUUGGGAUGAACGACUGUGGCCAGCUGGGUCUCGACCACACGCAGCACCAGCACACCCCUCAGAUUGUAGACGCCUUGGCGAGCCAAGUGGUCACCAACGUGUCGUGCGGUCUGUACCAUACGGCUGUCGUCACUGCCGGCGGAGACGUGUACACGUGUGGAAAGAACGACUAUGGCCAGCUUGGACUGGGCCAUUCUCGAAGCGUCAAAGUGCCGACGCACAUGAAAUUGACCGACGCGGACGACAAAGCUAUCAUGGGAUGGAGUGGGUACUACCAUACCGCUGUGGUCACGGACAAAGGCAAGUUGAUCACGUUUGGGCGCAACGACUAUGGCCAGCUUGGAAUUGGCAGCAAAGAGCACCGAAACACACCGCAGACGGUGCCGCUGCCGGCCGGGUCCAAGGUCAUGUCGGCCGCGUGUGGCUGCUACCACUCGCUCAUUCUUCUCGCGAACGGACGGGUCAUGGUGUUUGGUCGCAACAACAAGGGCCAACUGGGCGCCGGGGCUCGGACGUUGCCGUCCGCCGACCUCCCGCUGCCGAUUCCGUCGGGCACUCUCGCAAACGACGACGUGGUCGCGAUCGCCGCGGGGUUCUACAGCUCGUACAUUCUCACGGGCCGCAAGUCUGACAGCACCAGCAAGAAGACGGGAACGUCCGCACGAGAUGAACUCAAGGACAUCCAUGCCCCCGACCACCAAAGUGUGAGUUCUGACGCGCUCUUUGAAUCGCUCAUGCGCGAGAUGGACCGAAAUGCACUGAGCGACACCCUCAACGAUACGUCGCCGCUGUCUCUCAAGCGAAGCAACACGUCCAAGAAGCUGCCGCUGCUAAAACUGCUGUCGGGAACGUGGGCCGUGGCCCGCACGCUCAUGUACCAGUCCCUUCAGUCCAAGAAACCCACGGAACUCCUCAAAUCGUUCAUCUUGUCCAUGUUGGACAACCUUGCCGAGUCGUCGAAACAUGUCGACGCCACAUCGCAUGACCUGCCAACCGGCGACGACGAGUUUUUCAACCUCUCGGACGCGUGUGUGGGCCUGAUCAAGUACUGCGCCUCGGGCAAAUCCAAGGCGGACGGCCUGAGUGUGUUAUCGCAGUUGUUUGGUAACCAAGUGUUGUGGGUACUCCUAGCGUGCGGGUCCGUCCAUGCCGACGUGUGCUCGGUGAUUGCGUCGUCGCCCGUCGUGCUCCACCAACUCAUCCGGGGCAUGUUGUCGUCGACGCUGUCCUCGUCUAUCAUUUGCAUGCGGCUCGGCAUGCUCAUCUUCCCCCUGCAGUCCGUCUCGGCCGUGAACAAGGUGUACAAAUCCAUUGCCACGCAUCCAUCUGACAUUAUGACGUUUUUGUUCCUUGUUGUGGGGUACCCGCUGAUGUUGCGGCCGCCGCUCUGCAAGCACGAGCUUGGCAUCGAGUGUGCCACGACGUCGUUGUGCAAGUACUUCAACUGCACCAAGGGUGUGGCGGUCGACGCCCCCAUCUCCGCUGCGCUGUCGGCGAUGGUCGACAAGCAUCACAUCCGUCACGCGAAGUCGUGCGAGGCCGUGUCGCUUGUCCGGUACCUGACGCUGUUUCCAACGUGGAACAAGGCGGCCGGGGCCACGAUCACCCGUGCGCUGGAAAAGACAGACGUCGUGGACGAUCUCUUGGCCACGAUCUGCAAGUUCUACGAACAUUUUAGCACUGGCGACAGUUUGCCAGGAGAUGACUUUGUGCAUGACGACGACGUAGUGGUGCGGCAGCCAGAAAACACGUCGCCCGAGCUGGAUGACCCGUCGUCGCCGUCGGCGGCGGCGCUCGACGGUUCUACCGACAAGGAAAAGAACAUUGACGUGAUUUCCGAGUCGCUUUCGUUCGACAAGAAGGCGGCGGCGCUUCGGAAAAAGGCCAAGGACGCAUUGGAUCAUGCGACGCUCCUGUUGGCGUCCAUUGGUAUUUUGGGCGGCCACACGGAACUGCUUCGAGAAGGCGGACACGUUCUGUUUGAAGACUUUGAAAUGUGCGGGCGGUUCAAAGGCGGGGUGCUCGUCGGCCUCAAGCGCAAUGCGCGGGGCGGCAUCGACGGUCACAUUUCCGUGGCGGACGUCGCUGCACCGUGUACGUCCACGACAAGCAAAGCCGACCACGUCGACACGUUGGUGGUGCCGCUCAAGAAUUUGCAUGCCGUCGAGCGCAUCCCUGCGAUUCCUCAGAUGUUUGACGACAACCUGAGCGACGCCCUCCAAGCGCUGUCCAAGCUCAUCGUGCCCGCUUCGUCGUUUGCGUCCAAGCCUCAGUCGUUCCACCCGGUCGUGCACUCGAUAGUUGGUGUGGUGCUAAAGUCGUUCAAAAACCAGAUUCGGUGGCGGUCCACCAAGGCACUGGCGUCGGUGCUCAAGCAACUGCCGUCCCUGGACACGUCCACGAGCAACAACUUGGACGUGUCGAUCGUGUCCAACAUUGCGUCGCUCUUGGCGUCGGAAAGCAACAGUAGUACCACCCCCCGACAACAAACGUGUACUGACGACGACAAGUUGCCGUUUCUGCACGCCAAGUGGUGCGCCCUCAAGGAACAUCAAGCGUAUUUGGCCGCGGAAAAUGUGAUCGACUCGGCGUUGGACGCGAGCGAAAGCCAUGUCCGCGACGAAGUCGUGCAGCGUCUCGGGAACGAGAACGCGCUCUCUUGGGGCAUCGAUGCGAUUCAAAGCCCCAAGAAACGUCAGUCUAGUGUCGUGGCCAAGGCCAACGUCAAGCAGCACCAGCCGUCAUCGCUAGAGUACUCGGCGUCGGCGGUCCCGACGGGAGUGUGGGGGAUGUUGUGCCCCGUCCAAGUGGCCGACACGGAGCGAGACCAUUCGUUCAACUCGAACUUUCACCUGCGCUCGCCUGUCGUCCGCGUCGGUCGCGCCACCGACUCGUGCGACAUUGUUAUCAAUGACCGCAGUGUCUCGGGGCGCCAUUUCCACCUCCGGCGGGUACGGCAGGACACGGUCGGCACGGACGAGUACUUUGAGCUGCAAGACUUUUCAAAGAACGGCACCAUCGUCAACGGUGUACGCGUUCACGGAGCUAGUAUCCGCGUGGCCCAUAGCGCACGCAUCUCACUCAUCCUGUCUCGAGGAGGUAUGAUCACGUACGAGUUUCACGUGAUUCCGCAGCACCCGUCGACGUCGCUCCUGGCCUCGGAGCCUCUGUCACUGCUGCCCAGUGCCGCAGCAAUGUCGGCUGGAAACGAACCGCAGCAGCAAACCCAGCAGUCCGAGCUGCACGAGCCUCGAAGUCCCGCCGAAGUGCAAAAUCGAGCCUUGUCAUCAGUCGCCUCGAGCAGCUUGAUGAUGGGCAACAUUCGUGCACGCUUGGGACCUCAAGGCCUACGGUUGAUCACCACGAUCGGGGAAGGCGACGUACCCCGCGCCCUCAUUUCGCCGAAUCCGGCCGUAGACUCGCCCCGCGUCGGGGGGAAUCAUCCGACGAACCCGCCCCCCAUCGCCAUAUCCAUCCACUCCCCCCGUACGCCAGCGGUCGGGUCGCCCCUGGCGUAUCCGUCGUCCGGCGUGUUGUCCCCCGCGUCGUUUCAACAACGGGAAAGCCACGCUCCGUUGGCACCCUCAUCUCUUGCUCCAAAUGCGAUGCCGCAUGGGGAAAUGGCCGUGUCGGAGGCCCUUCGCAUCGCCCUCGGCCGAGAGAGUUUGAACCGAGACCGGCUCGAUCCGGACCUACUGACUCGAACUCGCGUCAUGUCCGGGACAGGGGAAGUCUCGUUCGCCAAGAAAGCGCCAUCGACGACGUCCUCCUCCAAACCCGACGACAAAGGCGGUUCGCCGUUCAGCGAUCUGGCCAAGGACUUGUGUACCCGCGUGCGUGACUUGGGGGGGCAUGGGGUCGAGGUCGAAAUGUGCGAAAAGGCUCUCCAGCUGCACCAAGGCGACGUCGUGCGGGCUCUCAAGUACGUGCAGGAAACCAUCGGGAAGGCCCAGAGCAUGGGGUUGAGUCCUCAGCACCAUUUGGCGGCGAGAAGCUUGUCGCACAUCCUAGGCCGCAGCGUGUCGGUAUGUUCGCACGCGUUGAAGCAGUCGCGGGACAACAUUGGUGUCGCCCUACGCGCGCUCUUGUUCUCGCCAUCAACCCCCUCGUCGUUGUCGGACGUUGUUGGAACCACCCGCGGCGACGACGACGACGACCAAGACCACCGGGACGACCUGGUAUCGCAACAAUUUGACAAGUUUGUGUCCCAGGCAGUGGACCAGCUCAGUACGUCGGCCGACAUGAACGACGCGGAAAACCCAAGUUAUUCGCUGCUGGACACGUCAGUGUCUGCGUCCCCUCGCCGAGCGAGUCGACCGAUUGCCAGUCCUGUGCGAAGUGCCAAAGAUGGCAAGGGAAAGAAACCCGACGGCUCCGACGCCGCGGUCGUGCCGUGGAGUGUGUGCAAUGCCCACGUCGAAGACCGCAUCAAGGGGCUGAAUUGGCGGGAUGUGGACGCCGAAGAGGACAGCGUGAGCCAGCUUUUGAGCGCCGUGCAUGCGCGCAAACUGCUCCUACAGGUCAUUCGACUUCUGCAACCGCAUCAAAACAAGUCGGCCGAGGGCAGUCCACUGUGUAGUUUUGGCGACCGAUCUACAUUGCGUCAGCUGGUCUUGUUCUCCGAGCCGGUGGACGGCGACGCUGAGACGGUGGCCGCACCGUCGACGUCCAAUGGCCGCAUCCAGCAGAUUCUGGCGCGGAUUUCGCAGGACGUGCUGAGUGCGUCGGCAUCGCGAACGCUGGAGCACAACAUGCGCACGUUCCAGAACAUCUCGACGCUGGUGAGCAGCAUUGACGAGAACGACGGCCGUCCUCCGCAGUCGUCGAGCGAUGCCCAGCACAACACGGCGCAGGCGGUGGUGCGGGCGCUCUUAAGCUCCACCGACGACAACGACCACGAGUUCAAGACGGCGAUUUGUGAGGACUUGGUCAUGGACACGAUGAUGCACGUGAUUUCCAAGACGUUUUCAUCCAAGGGGAUGCUAGACUUUGACGCCAAGAAGGAGUCCGAGUACCCCAAGGGGCCGUUCCUGCUCUCCAGCGGCCUCGAAGUCGCCGUCGUCGCAACGUUCGAGAGGGUGUGGGGCGUGCCGUACCCCGAUCCGCUGCUCAACUACCGCCACAAGUGGCGCAAGAAAACCAGUACCGGCCUCGACGGUGGUCCAUCUGCGUCCACUGCGCGCGCGACAUACGACUGCAGCGUCACGCUGUGGAAACCCGUGCUGCCUUCGUCAUUCCAAACGACUUUGGUCGCCCCCGACAAGUGGUUUGCGCUCAGCGUCGUGGCCAAGACCGGCAACGACACCCCCACGUCCCCGCUGGUGCUGGUGCGAGACAACCAAGACGGGUGUCUAGCACGACCCCUGCGUUUUGACUGCGUCGACGUGAGCGGCAAAGGACUGCCCAAGAACUCAGACCUGGACUUGGAGUUUGAACGCAAGCAGUUGCGGACCGUGUGGUGGCCUGUGGCCCCGCCGGGGUACGUCGCGUUGGGGUGUGUCGCCGGCACCAAGGACGCGCCGUUCGAUGCCCCAAGCGUCGACAGCUACCGGUGUGUCCGUGCGGAUUUGGUGCAGGCGUUGGACGGCCCCGCGAGCUGCAUUUGGCAGGCGCCGACAGUGUCUUUGUGGACGGCAGCAUCCGACUACUCGCAGCAUUUGAUCCCCACGACGGGCGCCAGUACGGACGAGACUGUCGUGCACGUGCUUCAAAUGUCCGAAGACGACCGGGUCCUAUGCGCGCCAAUCACGAUUGCGGUCGUGCUGCGGUUUGUGAAAGUGCUUUUGCACGUUCAAACGUACAUGGGGAAGCAGAUUCUGGCGCCAGAACUCACGUCGGCCCUGUUUGUGCUCGUCAAGCAGGCGCUCGGGGACAAGCGGAGUCACCCUGUGAGUGUGGAGCUCGUGCGUGCACUCACGACGGUCAUUCGGGCGGGGUGCCCGUGGAAGGACAAGGAAGGGGUGCUGUACUGCCGGUCCAAAAUCAUGUUUUUGUACCAAGAUCAAGAAGGCAGCCUCAUGUUGAGCUCGCUCUUGCAGGCCCUCGUGGAGCUGUUGCUCGUGGUGGACAGCCACCACCGCGACCACACGUUGGCGACGUUUGCGACCCUUCCAGCGUACGACGUGUCGUCGACGUUGCCCUAUCGAUUCGCAGUGCCCGAACAUCCCCAUGUGCAUGCUGUCCACUCGUUGGCCAAGGUGGCCGUGACCAAAGCCAGUUCCGACUACAAGUUCGCGGUUGGGUUUAACGACAAGCCCGCAUCAGUUGCCGCCGACGCUAUAGGAGGGGGCACUACGGUGACCGAUCCGACGUUUGCGUCCGUCCGGUUCGAAGACGUGGCCCCCGUCCAAGUGUUUAUGGAGACGCAGACAGUUGCGAUGCUCGUGUACUUUGAAGUGCACGUCGACGACAUCAAAGUCGGCAGCAGCGGCACCAAACCGCUCGGGUUUUCGUUGGGGUUUUCUAUCCGCGACUUCAACGUGGACGACGGCGUGUGCGUCGGUCACGCCAGCAAAACGUACUCGUUCACACCCGCGACGGGCAAAAUUCAGUGCGGCGACCCGUUGGUGGAUGUGUGGCCGUGGUCAGACUCGGCGCACGCCGUCGGUCGCGGCGAUGUGUUUGGGUGUGGGCUGCGGCUCGACAGCCACGAGAUUUUCUUCACCAAGAAUGGUCGGUGGCUCGGCACGGCAUUCUCGUCCAUCAUUGGCGACAUGCAGUUGCAUCCGACGGUGUCAGUGGACGCCGACAUGUCUGUGGAUGUGGUGCUGAGUCACGCGACGGAGAAGCAUCUGUUCCCGCUGGACACGACCGACUGGGACAGCCCCAUGCACGGGUUCGAGUGGUUUGAUUACCUGCGCCAAGUGUACAGCAUCAUGCAGUCCCUCGUGGAGCGCAAGCCGCUGCCGGACGAGUUUCUCCUGAGUGCGGACAACUUUUUGUCGACGAUAUCCACCGACGUGUGCCAGAGCUUUGCAUCGGUCCAUCCGUACGAGUUGGACUUGCAAGAGGCGACGAUCCACAUUGCGCUGGCCACGUCCAUGCGCAUCAAACUGGAUCCGCAGUGCGAAACCGCGGGGUCGCAUUGCCUUCAAAUCGUCCAGGGGAGCAGCAGCGACGACGCCGCCGAGUCCGAGGUCCGGACGUUCACGGGGUCCUGCGGCGGCCAGGAGAUUACCGUCGAUGGCAACGAGUUCACGUGGCGCUUUCCUGUCCAAUCCAACUUUCAAUGCCGGAUCGAUCGAGUGCGCAAAGGACCGUACAUCAAGCUCGAGAACCGCGACACCCGUAUGAGCCUGACCCGCGACAAGGGGUGGCAGACCGCCGUGGGCGUCGCGCGCUUCGACUCGGGCGUGCACACGUGGGAAGUGAAGAUCGCCAUGGUGACCGCCAGCUCCAACGUAUUUCUCGGUAUUGCUCGAAAGGACGUCCGGUUCGACUCGUAUCUGGGCAAGGACAACCGCGGGUGGGGGUGGAUUGGCAACCGCGCGCUGUGGCACAACGGGUCCAAGCAGCGCGGGACGUACGGCGAAAAGUUCAAGACGGGCGACGUGAUACGCAUGGUGCUCGACUUGAAGCGCGGCACGCUGAGUUAUGCCUUGAACGGGAAGGACUUGGGCGUGGCGUUCGGGCCUGGCGGCACUGGCCCAAAGCUAGAAGGGUCGUUCUACCCCGGGUUUGCACUGUACAAUCAGAGAGAUGUGGUCGAACUUAUUGGGGGGCACCGCUUAGAAGACAGCGACGCUACAUCCGCGGUGGCGAACGUCGGUGGACAUGUAGACGACAGCGCCGUCUACGCGAGCGACGACGAAGAAGACGCGGAAAUCAACGCCGAGUCCGUCCCGAGCUAUCGCGUCGAACUCGCGACGGUGUUGAGUCAGAUGGGGUUUCCCAUGGACUGGUGUGUGUAUGCGUUGAAACAUUGCGACGACGACGCUGAGCAGGCCGCGGACUUUAUCUUGGGCAACAUGCACGCCAUGGAAGCGCUGGUUCGCGAAGAGGCCGAGGCGUACAGCCGAUCGCACGUGGCUCGCGAAGACUGCCCAGCCCCCUUGUCGUCGGACGAUAGUCUCGACGUGGGGUCGGCAUCUGUUGUGCUUAGUUCGGACGAAAUGAUGUCGACGUCAGAGGCAGACACCGCGGUGGGGCUGUCGAUGGCGGCAGGGGAUGCCACGACGGCGACGACGAAUGAAAAGUGGGGUGUGGCGUUCACAGUCGUGCCAGAGUUUUCUGUGGCGGGGCGCCAACUCCUCGCCCUUCGGUAUGCCCCCGCGCUGAAAGAGCUGCAUGCGACGCUCGCCGUGUUUGAAUUGGAGCACGACGAAGCCAUUGUGACGCUGGUCAAUGCGUACUGCGAAGCCAAGGCGGAGGCGAGCGUUCCAUGCGACCCCCUCCGACUCCGUCCGGACGAGUUCCACCCGACGGACGACGACUUGACCGUCCACACGUGCUUGGGGGGCAUCCCCCUGCCGACCCUCCAGGCGCGGUUUCUCAUCUUGCGCAACUUCAACGCCCGACUGCAGCACGUGCUGUCGCUCAUCGACUAUUCUGCGACAGAGUCGGCGCUGACACGAUGCAUCCGCGCGCUACGGGGAUGCGUGUUCCAGACGGUGAAACUGAACUGGUGGUUUAGUAUCCUCAAGGAACAGCAGACCCCCGCGGCGGCGCGGCCAGAGAUCGAAGUGGACCGGCUCAAGGCGGCCGAGUCGACCAACGGCGUCCUCCACUCAGUGUAUGCGCAGUCGUUUGCCCAGCUGCAUCCGCUGCAAGGGUCGCUUCUGCGGGGCCACGACCGCGCGUUCAAGUGUCAGUUUGUCGGCGAGUUUGGCGACGACUUUGGAGGUCUGUACCGUGAGAUUCUGGCGCAAAUGAGUACCGAGCUGCAGACGCCCAAGGUGCUGCCGCUGCUCGUGCCAUGCCCGAACGAAAUCAACAAAGUCGGCGAGAACCGAGAGCUGUUUGUGCCCAACAUCCACCUCCGCAACGACCCCAAGCUCGUGCACAUGGCCGAGUUUCUCGGCAAGUUGAUGGGCAUAGCCAUACGAAGCAAGACGCCGCUCGACUUGAACUUGCCCCCCGUCGUGUGGAAGUACCUGGUUGACCAACCCGUCGUCCGGAGCGAUAUUGAGUCGAUUCACCAAGGCUGCUUUCAGGUGGUGGACACGAUCAACAACAUCACCAAGCACGGCAUCACGCCCAACAUGUUUGACGAUCUCAUUGACGCGUCGUUCACGGUGCUGUCCAGCGACAAGCAAGAAGUCGAGCUGGUUCCUGGCGGCAAGCAAGUGCGCGUGACCUGGGACGACAAGGAGGAGUACGCCCAAGCGGCGGAAGCGUAUCGACUGUCCGAGUUCAAGCCCGUGUGCCAAGACGUGGCCCGGGGCAUCGCUACGAUCUUGCCACUGCCGACGCUGGGUCUGUUGACGUGGAAGGACUUGGCAACGCUCACGUGCGGCAAGUACACGGUCGACAUUGACCUGCUCAAGCGACGGACAACGUACGGCGACGGAUGUUCGGGCACGGACCCGCACAUUGCGUACUUCUGGGACGUACUGCGGGAGUUCACGGAUGCGCAGCGGUCGUCGUUUCUUCGGUUCGUGUGGGGGCGGUCCCGCCUCCCGACCCACGCGGCCGACUUUACGCAGGACUUCAAGAUCUCCGGCAUGCCCAAAGCCGUGGGCAAGGCCGACAGCUACUUGCCCCUCGCCCAUACUUGCUUCUUCUCAAUCGACAUGCCGGCCUACUCGUCCAAAGCAGUGAUGCGGGACAAACUUGUGUACGCCAUCACACAUUGCUCAUCGAUUGACGCGGACAACACGACUGUGGCCCAGCGGGCUGGCCAAGGCAUCAACUGGACCCGCGCGGCCACCGGCGACACGUAGUCGACGACGAUAUCUCAGUGUUCUUACGAUACUUCACACAUGUAUAUAUAUAUAUAUAUAUAUAUUAUAUAUAUAU
Molecule: messenger RNA, 19544 nt
Organism: Aphanomyces astaci
Lineage: Eukaryota; Oomycota; Saprolegniomycetes; Saprolegniales; Verrucalvaceae
Exons: 11
Coding region: 80-19468 (6462 amino acids)
Molecular function (GO): ubiquitin-protein transferase activity; protein binding
Source: RefSeq, a predicted model, not a curated record